Messenger RNA from Vespula pensylvanica (western yellowjacket), 3220 nucleotides. RefSeq names its product coatomer subunit beta' (gene beta'COP). Lineage: Eukaryota; Metazoa; Arthropoda; Insecta; Hymenoptera; Vespidae. The record is from RefSeq and is a predicted model, not a curated record. The transcript is spliced from 8 exons. Gene Ontology annotation, molecular function: protein binding; structural molecule activity. Bases 152 to 2932 code for a protein of 926 amino acids. Gene Ontology annotation, cellular component: COPI vesicle coat. Gene Ontology annotation, biological process: retrograde vesicle-mediated transport, Golgi to endoplasmic reticulum; endoplasmic reticulum to Golgi vesicle-mediated transport; intracellular protein transport.
UAUCGGUAGCCACAUGUGGACGCCAUUUUCACCCGGAUCAUCGGCCACGUCUUAACUUCAUGGCCGAGGUUUCUUGUUUAAAUCUGAUACUGAAUUUUAUUCGUUGAAUUUAACAAUAUCUAAUACAGUGGAUAUUUCUUAAACAUCUAAAAUGCCUCUGAGGUUAGAUAUUAAGAGAAAAUUGACCGCCAGGUCAGACAGAGUAAAAUGCGUAGAUCUUCAUCCAACGGAACCAUGGAUGCUGUGUUCUUUGUAUCAGGGCAAUGUUAACAUAUGGAAUCACGAAAAUCAGACACUUGCAAAGACCUUUGAAGUAUGCGAUUUGCCAGUUCGAGCAGCCAAAUUUGUACCUCGUAAGAAUUGGGUUGUCACUGGAUCCGAUGAUAUGCAGAUUAGAGUAUUUAAUUAUAAUACUUUAGAACGUGUUCAUUCGUUUGAAGCUCAUAGUGAUUACGUCAGAUGUAUAGCGGUACAUCCUACGCAACCAUUUAUUUUAACCAGCAGCGAUGAUAUGUCAAUUAAAUUAUGGAAUUGGGAAAAGUCCUGGAUAAGUCAACAAAUUUUUGAAGGACAUACACAUUACGUUAUGCAAAUUAUUUUUAAUCCUAAAGAUAAUAAUACUUUUGCCAGUGCAUCCUUAGACAGAACGGUAAAAGUAUGGCAAUUAGGAUCGUCGACUGCUAAUUUUACAUUGGAGGGUCAUGAAAAAGGUAUCAACUGCGUGGAUUAUUAUCAUGGCGGAGAUAAGCCUUACCUAAUAUCAGGAGCAGAUGACAAAUAUGUAAAAAUUUGGGAUUAUCAAAAUAAAACUUGUGUUCAGACUUUGGAAGGACAUACUCAAAAUAUCUCCGCAGUCUGUUUCCAUCCAGAAUUACCUAUCGUUCUUACUGGUUCUGAAGAUGGAACGGUUAGAAUAUGGCACGCUGGAACAUAUAGAUUGGAAUCUUCUCUUAAUUAUGGUUUUGAAAGAGUUUGGACUAUUGCUUGUAUGCGAGGCUCGAAUAACGUAGCUAUAGGUUACGACGAAGGAAGCGUCAUGGUAAAAGUUGGUAGAGAAGAACCAGCAGUAUCUAUGGAUUCUUUAGGUGGUAAAAUCGUAUGGGCGAAGCAUAGUGAAAUCCAACAAGUAAAUCUAAAGGCAUUAGGAGAAGAACCUCAGGAUGGAGAACGAUUACCUCUUGCUGUAAAAGAUAUGGGUGCAUGCGAAAUCUAUCCUCAGACUAUUCAGCAUCAUCCAAACGGAAGAUUUUUAGUAGUUUGCGGAGAUGGAGAGUAUAUAAUUUAUACAUCUAUGGCACUGAGAAAUAAAGCUUUCGGACAAGCAUCGGAAUUUGUUUGGGCAGCCGAUUCCAGUCAGUAUGCUGUAAGGGAAAGUACUACGUCUGUAAAGGUGUUCAAAAAUUUCAAGGAGAAGAAAAGUUUUAAGCCAGACUUUGGUGCAGAUAGUAUAUUUGGUGGAUAUUUACUUGGUGUAUCAUCUGGGUCUGGUCUAUCCUUCUUCGAUUGGGACAUGUUAAAAUUAAUCCGACGUAUAGAUAUUCAGCCUACGCAUGUUUAUUGGGCUGAAAAUGCCUCUCUUUUAGCAUUAGCUACCUCAGAUCAGUAUUUUAUUUUAAAGUAUGUCGCUGAUGCUGUCACUAAUGCAUCUGACAAUGCGGAGGAUAUAGAAGAUGCAUUUGAGAUGGUAGCAGAAAUGACAGAAGUAGUAAAAACGGGUCUCUGGGUUGGCGAUUGUUUCAUCUAUACGAAUAGUGUUAAUAGAAUAAACUACUUUGUUGGUGGAGAAGUAGUUACAGUUUUUCAUUUAGAUAGGCCAAUGUAUUUACUUGGUUACGUACCAAGAGACAAUAGAUUGUAUUUAUGUGAUAAGGAACUCUCCGUUGUUUCUUAUUCUUUAUUACUGUCCGUAUUAGAAUAUCAAACAGCUGUUAUGCGAAAAGACUUUGAAACUGCCGACAGAGUAUUGCCAACAGUACCUAAAGAACAUCGUACGAGAGUGGCCCAUUUCUUAGAGAAACAGGGAUUCAAAGAACAAGCUUUGGCUGUAUCGACCGAUCCAGAUCACAGGUUCGAGUUAGCAUUAGCUCUGGGAGAUUUAAAAACGGCACAUUCCCUUGCAAAAGAAGCGAAUAGUCAACAAAAGUGGCGACAGUUGGCAUCUUUGGCAACGCAAAAAGGAAAAUUAUGUUUGGCUCAAGAUUGUCUACAUCAGGCUCAAGACUUUGGUGGUUUACUCCUGUUAGCAACUAGUACUGGAAAUGCAAGCAUGAUUCAAAAACUCGGCACCGAUGCUAAUGACACGGGCAAGAACAAUAUCUCCUUUUUGUCAAACUUCAUACUCGGGGAUAUAGACAAAUGUAUUGAAAUUCUCUUGAAGACUAAUAAAAUCCCUGAGGCUGCCUUCUUUGCUAGAACUUAUGCACCGAGCAAGAUAUCGUCUAUCGUUCAAUUGUGGAAAGAAAAAUUAUCAGCUGUCAGCGAGAAAGCUGGACAGAGCUUAGCUGAUCCCGAGCAAUAUGAAAAUCUAUUUCCCGGAUACAGAGAAGCGUUGAAAGUGGAGCAAUUUUUGCGAGAAAAAAACAAAAAGAAAAUUCCUGCAUCUGCGUUCCCAACGAUACAGCCCAAUAUCGAACGAAAACCUAUAGAAGAAAUGUUGGCAGCCGAAGCAACAGGAAAAUUCAGUUAUAACGUCGCUCCCGCAGAAUCUGAGACAAUACAAUCGAACGAGGCUUUAUUCAACAGACUACAAAAUCUCGAGAUCGUAGAUAAAACGAAUCUGCCAAAGAGUACAGUUUCGGAAAAGGUGAUAAAAAUAAGUAGUUCCAGGCCAUUGACUGUCGACGAUGACGAUCUCGAUCUCGAUCUUGAACUCGACGAUACGAUCGACACUACCGGUGUGAAUUUGGAUGACGAUCUUUUGGAAGAAGAUUAGCCGAUAGAGAAACGAUAAAUGUGUCUGUCGCUCGAAUGAUAAUUUCAUUCCCCUUCUAUCGGUCAUUCCCCGAAGAAUCAACGAGAGUUCUUUAGACAAGUAUUUAAAAAAAAAAAAAAAUCUAAUGAAUUUAUAUUGACAUUGCAUCAAUUUCAAAACUUGAAUAACGCAAUUCUGCGAACGCUCAAUGAUACAUACUUAUAAGUAUAUAAAUAUAUAUAUAUAUAGUAUAUCGAAUUUUAACUGUAUUGUUAAUAUAAGAAAAAGUAUAAGGAAUUGUACAACCCA